Mercenaria mercenaria is the source of this 6798-nucleotide messenger RNA. Its product is annotated as myosin heavy chain, striated muscle-like. Bases 218 to 6109 code for a protein of 1963 amino acids. Gene Ontology annotation, molecular function: cytoskeletal motor activity; actin filament binding; ATP binding. NCBI's taxonomy places the organism in Eukaryota, Metazoa, Mollusca, Bivalvia, Venerida, Veneridae. The transcript has 32 exons. The record is from RefSeq and is a predicted model, not a curated record. Gene Ontology annotation, cellular component: myosin complex.
UCUCCGCAAUAUUUCCUCCAAUGAAAUAACUUGUUGUAUUAUCUGGUGAACGAUUCCGCACGAGAUAUAAAAACAUUUUGCAGACGGCAGCGAAUUCACAAGAACUAGCUCUUCCAUACCUGUAAAGGGCUUGUUCGAGUCUUGGCAUAAAGCUAGUGGAGGUUGUCUCGGAAUUUUCGUAUUUUUAUCAUCUUAGUAACAAACCAAAACUGCAGUCAUGGCUACCGACUGGAGUCAAGAUCCCGAAUUUCAAUACCUUGCUGUAGAUCACAAGAAGGUGAUGAAAGAGGCCAAGCCGUUCGACGGCAAGAAAGCAUGUUGGGUACCAGACGAGAAAGAAGGCUUCAGCCGAGCCGAAAUUCAAUCAACUAAAGGUGAAGAGGUCACCGUAAAGCUGGAGAAGAAUAAUGACAUCAAGACAUUCAAGAAGGACGAUGUACAGCAGGUCAACCCUCCCAAGUUCGAGAUGACAGAGGACAUGGCCAACAUGACCUACCUGAACGAAGCCUCUGUGUUGCACAAUCUCAGAUCCAGAUACUACUCUGGAUUCAUCUAUACGUACUCUGGCCUGUUCUGCGUGGCUGUGAACCCCUAUCGCCGUCUGCCCAUUUACCUUGACUCGAUCAUCGCCAAGUACCGUGGCAAGAGGAAGUUGGAAAUGCCACCUCACUUGUUCUCAAUCGCUGACAAUGCCUACCAGUACAUGUUGCAAGAUCGUGAAAACCAGUCCAUGUUGAUCACGGGUGAAAGUGGUGCCGGUAAAACAGAGAGCACGAAGAAAGUUAUCAAAUAUUUUGCCAUUGUGGCCGCCAAUAUCUACAAAAAGGGAGAGACGAUAAAAAUAGACUCUAAAACACAAGACACUCCCUAUGCCGCAAAUCUUGAGGAUCAAAUUAUUCAAGCCAACCCAGUGUUGGAAGCCUUUGGCAACGCAAAGACUAUAAGAAAUAACAACUCUUCUAGAUUUGGUAAAUUCAUCCGUAUCCAUUUUGGACCCACUGGAAAAAUUGCUGGAGCUGAUAUUGAAACAUAUCUGUUGGAGAAAUCCCGUGUGACGUUCCAGCAGUCUGCCGAGAGAAACUACCAUAUAUUCUACCAGAUGCUCUCGCCAGCCUUCCCGAAAUAUCACGAGCUUUGCUUGGUGUCAGCGGAUCCAGGACUGUAUUCCUUCAUCAACCAGGGUGUGCUAACCGUUGACGGUAUCGACGAUAACGAAGAAAUGCACAUCACUGACGAAGCCUUUGACAUCCUUGGUUUCACUAACGAGGAGAAGACCAGCAUGUUCAAAUGUACUGCCGCUAUCAUCCAUUUCGGUGAGAUGAAGUUCAAGCAGAGACCUAGAGAAGAGCAGGCCGAACCCGACGGAACGGCAGAGGCUGAGAAGGUUGCAUUCUUGCUUGGUGUCAACGCCGGUGACUUGUUAAAGGGUCUUCUUAAACCCAAGAUUAAGGUCGGAAGUGAGUUCGUGACUCAGGGUCGUAACAAAGACCAAGUCCUGUACUCCGUGAGUGCUUUGGCCAAAUCUCUCUACGACCGUAUGUUCGCAUGGUUGGUCAAGAGAGUAAACAAGACCCUGGACACAAAGGCAAAGAGAAACUACUUUAUUGGUGUGUUGGACAUUGCCGGUUUCGAGAUUUUUGACUUCAACAGUUUUGAGCAGUUGUGUAUCAACUACACCAAUGAAAGAUUACAGCAAUUCUUCAACCACCACAUGUUCAUUCUGGAACAAGAAGAAUACAAAAAGGAGGGAAUUCAGUGGGAAUUUAUUGACUUUGGUAUGGACUUGCAAGCCUGUAUCGAUCUCAUUGAGAAGCCUAUGGGUAUCUUGUCAAUUCUUGAGGAAGAAUGCAUGUUCCCUAAGGCUUCCGACAAGACAUUUAUGGAGAAGUUGUACACUAAUCAUCUGGGAAAAUCUAGCCUCUUCAACAAGCCCGUGAAAAGCAGAAAGGGUGGUGCUGAUGCUCACUUUGAGCUGGGUCACUAUGCUGGUGCUGUACCAUACAACAUUAAUGGUUGGUUGGACAAGAACAAGGACCCUCUGAACGAGACAGUAGUUGCUCUCCUUGAACAGUCCAAGGAAGCCCUUGUGUCUACCCUCUUUGCGCACCCUGCAGACGAGACUACUACUGGGACACAUAAGAAGAAGAAGUCAGCUUCUUUCCAGACAAUUUCUGCUACCCACAGGGAAUCUCUGAACAAACUCAUGAAGAACUUGUACACAACUCACCCUCACUUCGUGCGUUGUAUUAUCCCCAACGAGACAAAGACGCCAGGUGUGAUUGACGCUCCACUUGUACUCAACCAGUUGAAGUGCAAUGGUGUGCUUGAAGGUAUCCGUAUUUGUAGAAAAGGAUUCCCUAACAGGAUCAUCUACUCGGAAUUCAAACAGAGAUACUCCAUUCUGGCCCCCAACGCCAUUCCCCAAGGGUUUGUCGAUGGAAAGCAGGUCACUGACAAGAUUUUGACAGCUUUGCAGAUGGACCCUAACGAGUACCGUCUCGGUUCCACCAAAGUUUUCUUCAAAGCUGGUGUGUUGGGUAUGCUUGAGGACAUGCGUGAUGAACGUCUCUCCAAAAUCAUCUCCCUCUUCCAAGCCCAUAUUAGAGGUUACCUCAUGCGCAGACAGUACAAGAAACUGCAAGACCAGAGAAUUGGUCUAUCCGUAAUCCAGAGGAACAUCCGAAAAUGGAUGGUUCUGAGGAACUGGCAGUGGUGGAAACUUUACACCAAGGUCAAGCCUCUUCUCAACGUUGCUCGUGCCGAGGACGAGAUGAGGAAGAAGGAAGAAGAGCUCGAGAAAACCAAAGCUGAGUUGGCAAAGGUCGAAAAAAUCAAGAAGGAAUUAGAAGAACAGAAUGUUACACUUCUGCAGCAAAAGAAUGACAUGUAUCUGCAGUUGCAAGCUGAACAGGAUACUUUGAUCGAUGCUGAGGAGAAAAUUGAAAGACUCAUUCAACAGAAAGCAGACUUUGAGCAACAACUGAAAGAUCUUGAAGAGAGACUUCUUGAUGAGGAAGAUGCAGCUGCUGAACUCGAGUCAGUGAAGAGGAAAAUGGAACAGGAAGCAGUUGAACUUAAAAAAGACAUUGAAGACCUUGAAACAGCUCUUGCAAAGGCUGAAACUGAAAAGAACACGAAGGACAACCAGAUCAAGACUUUGCAAGAUGAAAUGGCACAGCAAGAUGAACAAAUUGCUAAACUGUCAAAGGAAAAGCGAAACAUGGACGAGCAACAAAAGAGAACAGAGGAAGCCCUCCGAGUUGAAGAAGACAAAGUUAACAAUCUCACAAGAAUAAAGGGAAAACUCGAGGUUACCCUGGACGAGCUUGAAGACAAUCUGGAGCGUGAAAAGAAGGUUCGUGCUGAUGUAGAAAAGGCCAAGAGAAAGGUAGAACAAGACCUCAAAUCCACACAAGAAACUGUUGAAGAUCUGGAACGCGUAAAGAGAGAUCUUGAGGAGAAUGUCAGGAGAAAAGACAUGGAGGUCAAGAACCUGAACUCUAAACUUGAAGAUGAGCAGAGCUUAGUCGCUCAGCUUCAGAGAAAGAUUAAGGAACUGCAGGCCCGCAUUGAGGAGUUAGAGGAAGAACUUGAAGCGGAGAGAGCUGCAAGAGCAAAGGUCGAGAAACAGAGAGCUGAGCUUAAUCGUGAACUUGAAGAGCUCAGUGAACGUCUCGAUGAGGCAGGCGGAGCAACCACUGCUCAAGUUGAGCUCAACAAGAAGCGGGAACAGGAACUUCUCAAGCUCAGACGUGACCUUGAGGAACAGAGUCUUCAGCACGAGUCCCAGAUCAGCGCACUCCGCAAGAAGGCCCAAGAUGCCAGCAAUGAGAUGGCAGAUCAGAUUGACCAGCUUCAGAAGAUAAAACAAAAAGUUGAGAAAGAAAAGCAACAGUAUAAGGGAGAAAUUGAUGAUCUUCAAGCACAAAUUGAACAUAUUUCAAAGAACAGGGGUAUGUCUGAGAAAAUGUCUAAACAAGUUCAAGCCCAAAUUGAUGAGCUAAACUCUCGCCUAGAAGAAAGUGCCCGUACUAUCCAAGACCUCCAGAGCCAGAAGGCUAGGGCACAGAAUGAGAACAGCGACCUUACCCGACAGCUCGAGGACGCUGAAAGCCGUGUUAACCAGCUCAACAAAGAACGACAAAACCUUAUGCAACAACUCGAGGAUGCCAAACGCAGUCUUGAGGAAGAAACAAGGGCUCGCCAAAAGAUGCAGAGCGAGAUCCGCAGUCUCACCUCCGACCUCGAUUCUGUUCGUGAACAGCUUGAGGAGGAGAUGGAAUCCAAGGGUGAUAUGCAGAGGCAGUUGUCAAGGGCCAACGCUGAGGCUCAACAGUGGCGUGUUAAAUACGAGAGCGAGGGCAUGGCUCGUGCAGAGGAACUCGAGGAUGCUAAGCGCAAGCUCCAGGCCAAACUUCAGGAAGCUGAACAAGCUGCUGAGGCUGCCAACUCUAAGGUCAGUCAGCUUGAGAAGACAAAGAGCAGGCUUGCUGGAGAGCUCGAGGACCUUAUGAUCGAUGUAGACAGAGCCAAUGCUAAUGCUAACAACCUUGAAAAGAAACAGCGUGGCUUUGACAAAACUAUUGCAGAAUGGGAAGCACGUGUCCGUGACCUCCAGAGUGAACUUGAGAAUGCACAGAAGGAGGCCCGCAGCUACUCAGCCGAACUGUACAGAACCAAGGCCCAGGCAGAAGAGGCUAAUGACACAAUUGACUCUCUUAAGAGAGAGAACAAGAAUUUAGCUGACGAAAUUCAUGAACUUACCGACCAGCUGACAGAAGGAGGCAGAAGUGUACAUGAAGUCGAGAAGGCACGCCGCCGCCUUGAGAUGGAAAAGGACGAAUUACAAGCUGCACUGGAAGAAGCAGAGUCUGCUCUUGAACAGGAAGAAGCUAAGGUGUCACGUGCCCAACUUGAAAUUGCAGCCAUCCGACAGGAGAUUGACAGACGCAUUGCUGAGAAAGAAGAAGAAUUCGAGAACACAAGACGCAACCACCAGAGAUCUAUGGAUUCCAUGAAUGCUAGUCUUGAGGCUGAAGCCAAGGGCAAGGCAGAAGCUCUCAGAAUUCGUAAGAAACUUGAACAAGACAUUAACGAACUUGAAGUUGCUCUUGAUGGCGCAAACCGAGGUAGAGUUGACAUGGAAAAGAACUGCAAGAGAUUACAGGAACAGGGUCGUGAACUCCAGAGCACUAUUGAAGAAGAACAACGUAACACACAAGAGGCUCGUGAAGCUUACAAUAUGGCUGAGCGCCGUGUAGCUGUUAUCCAAGGCGAAUGCGAAGAGAUCCGUUCUGCCCUCGAAUCUGCCGAGAGAGGCCGCAAAGCAGCUGAAAAUGAACUUAUUGACACCAAUGACCGCGUUAACGAGCUUGCUGCUCAAGUUCAAUCUCUUGGAGGACAGAAGAGAAAGCUGGAGGGAGAUAUUGCUGCCAUGCAGGGUGAUCUUGAGGAGAUGAACAAUGAAGUAAGAGGUGCUGAUGAGAGGGCGAAGAAGGCUGUUGCCGACGCCGCCCGUCUUGCUGAUGAACUUCGCGCUGAGCAGGAACACGGCUCUCAGGUGGAGAAGAUGCGCAAGGCUCUCGAACAGCAAAUCAAAGAACUUACAGUCCGUCUCGAUGAAGCUGAGGCACAAGCACUCAAGGGAGGCAAGAAGAUGAUUGCCAAGUUGGAAAUCAGAGUGCGCGAACUUGAGACGGAGUAUGACAAUGAACAGAGACGCCAUGCAGAGACACAGAAGAACAUGCGAAAGGCUGAUCGCCGUCUCAAGGAGCUGGCCUUCCAGGCUGAUGAAGACAGAAAGAACCAGGAACGCCUACAGGAACUAAUUGACAAGCUCCAGAACAAGAUCAAAACAUACAAACGCCAAGUCGAAGAGGCUGAGGAAGUUGCCGCUAUAAAUCUUGCUAAAUACCGCAAGGUACAGAAUGAGCUGGAAGACGCCGAGGAACGCGCUGAUUCUGCGGAGAACUCCCUGCAGAAACUGCGUGUAAAGAACCGCAGCUCCGUGUCCGCAUCACGCACAAGUGCUAGUCCCGCUGGUGGAACUGCUUCUAUUUCUAUUCGGGAGAGUCAUCACCAAUACUCCAGCACUACUCACACUGAAUAAAUUGUUGGAUCUUUGUCUCCUUACUACAAAUCUACAACAACUAGAAGCUCACACUUAGGACUUAACACAUCUUAUCGUUCUGUUGCGUCGUCCAAUGGGGGUGAUGAUGAAGACUAUUAAAACAAAUUAUACAUAUACCCGGAUUUUGUUCUAGCUGCCAUACAUGUGUGUUUUUCUACUCAUCCACUUAUAGCAGAUUAUAUAUAACUGACAGUAAAAGGAUAAAAUCUUCAAAUAAGACGUUUAUAAAACACUUUCACCCAACAACUAGACAUUACAGUGACAAUAUGCCAAGACAGAGAAGACAACCUCGAAAAGUGUUAUAGACGUCUAUAUUUCAAGAUUUUGACCAAGUCAUGUACAUGGACGAUGAAAUCAGGAGUGAUGCGUUUAUGCUGUUUGCAUGUUUAUGCGCUAUUUAUUAUGUAUUUAUACACAUAUGUAUUAACUAUUAGAUUGCCGUAGUGGAGAUGCAGAGAAAUUCACACAUUUUUCUUUGAUCUCUGAUGAGCGCUAUCCCCGGAGCACUCAACAGGAUCAUCUAUGAUCCCUCAUUGGACAAACGUUAUGUACGUACUCUAGUGUAACUGUGUGGCGUUAUUUAUUUAUUGUCACUGUCGCACAUUUACUAUCAAUAUUUGUUAAGCAUAAGUAAUGACCUUUAAAAAUAAAUCGCAUUAGGAAUUAAA